AUGACGGAGCCUUUUCAGAGUAGAAUACUAGUUUUCAUGAAUACUCUUGAGAUUAGGUGUUCGAAGAAGUUGCAGAUCAUUUAUCUUAAUCAACAAUCACUGAUAUCGGAAGAGAAUCACAUGCAUAUCAAAACUAAAUCGCAAAGAUUUAUGGUUUUUGUGAGUAAAGUUUUUAAAUGUAUUAGCAAAUUGAAUAGAUCUAGCAAUGACCUUUUUGUAUGUUUUGCUAUUUCUAAUAUUGAACUUCCUUACAUUAUUUUGAACAUGGACAGUUUUUCAUUGGUGUUUGUCUUUACCGGAUUUAAAACUGCCAAAUCAAUAACUUAUGUCACAAUUAUACAGAUGAAACAAGUUAAUUUGAGGUUUCGGAAGAUCAUGACUUAUAAUUUGAGGGAUAGGAACUUAAUGAAUAUCAAGGCUACUUAUUUGGGAUCAAGUGGUUCGGAUAAUGACAGCCACGAUGAAGCCACUGAUUCUGACCCUGACUUUGGGAGGCCACCGCCUAUGCCUAAUCCAAACCAGAACAAUGUUAGACUAUUUGAAGCAAUGCAGAGGAGUGUUGGUAUCCAAAUAGCAAAUUCUUGGGGUGCAAAUUCUAGCAGGAAUACAACUGGGAUCGUGGAGAGAAGGCGGCCAGGGCGCCCCACAAAGGCAAGGGCUAAUGGGGAAGAAAAUAGACAGGGCAUCAUAGAGAGACAUAGAAGGAGGAGAAGGAGGAAAAGAACGAAUUUUUCACAAUUUCUUGAAGAAAUAAUAACCAAGAAAACAGUGUUGUCUUGGUUGAUAAGAUUGGGUAUAGUUGAAGAAAAUGAAGUCGUCCGGUACGUUCAGUCAGAGUCUCGAAAUAAAAUGGGAGAAGGCAAAGUCAAUAAGGAGGGCAUUUUAUGUAGCUGUUGUUCUCGUCAGAUUACAGUAGGAGAGUUUGAAAUUCAUUCCGGAUUUAAAACUGGAAAGCCCUAUAAGCAUAUAGUUUUAGCAGUGUCACAGCUUUCCUUAUUUGACUGCCAAAUAGAAGCAUUGGAAGGUAGGAACGAAGAAGAAAAAUGUACAUACAACAACAUGCAGCCUGAAGCAACAGCUGUUGACAAAAAUGAUGAUGCUUGUAUGAUUUGUGCUGAUGGAGGGGAUUUGAUUUGCUGUGAAAGAUGCCCCUCAACAUUUCAUCCCAAAUGCAUUUUCAUGGAGAACAUUCCUCAAGGUGAUUGGCUGUGUCCAUAUUGUGUCUGCAAAUACUGUGCCAGUGGGGAUGGCCUUUUAAAGAAGUGUGUUCAAUGUGAAAAACUGUACCAUAGCAAGUGUGGAGGAGAAAAUUUGGACCUGAUGAAUUCUCCUGCCUCAUUGUUCUGUGGAAGCAGUUGCACAAAGAUAUAUGAAGGGUUACGGGAUAUGCUUGGAGUUAAAAAUAAUCUUCAAGAUGGCCUUUCAUGGACUCUACUCCAACGGACAGAGCAACCAUUCGGUUCCUACAAGUACAACAAAGUACAAAUCAACUCCAAGGUUGCUUUGGCUUGGCUGGUAAUGAACGAAUGUUUCUUGUCAACCAUAGAUCGCCAUACAAGAGCCAAUAUUAUCCAAAGUAUUGUCUACAAUCGAGGGUCCAAUUUGACCCGUAUUAAUUAUAGUGGCUUUUACACUGCUGUCCUGGAAAAGAAUGACGAAAUCAUCUGUGUUGCAUCAAUAAGGGUGCAUGGAAAAAGGCUGGCUGAGAUGCCCUUCAUCGGAACCCGUGGGGUAUACAGGCGUCAAGGGAUGGCUCGCAUCCUAUUAAAUUGUGUUGAAUCUGCUCUUCGUGAUCUAGAAGUUGAGAAACUGGUGAUUCCAUCAGUCGAUCAACUUGUUGAUAUGUGGAUUGGGAAGUAUUUCUUCGCCCGCAUUGAGGAGGUGCGGUUGAAGAAGGAGCUGUGCCAGUACAAUACGGUGAUGUUCCCUAGUGCAGUAGUAAAACUACAUAAAAACUUGGCGAUGCUUCCUGACUUGAACAUUGGUCCUUCAGCAACCAAUGGGGUUUUCUAA
Molecule: messenger RNA, 2013 nt
Organism: Durio zibethinus
Lineage: Eukaryota; Viridiplantae; Streptophyta; Magnoliopsida; Malvales; Malvaceae
Product: increased DNA methylation 1-like
Biological process (GO): regulation of transcription by RNA polymerase II; negative regulation of DNA-templated transcription
Cellular component (GO): nucleus
Molecular function (GO): transcription corepressor activity
Source: RefSeq, a predicted model, not a curated record